AUGGAAUCAAGAUCAAAUGUUCUAAAUGAGGAUCUGAUUGGGACAUAUCAGUAUAAGAGGAUGUUAAGGAACAGGUGCCAGUGUAUAUUUGAGGGGAAUGAAGAGCACAGCGGCCCCUCUCUGCUUAACAAUAUCUAUACAGAGCUCUACAUCACUGAUGGUCAAAGCAGUGAGCACACCAAUGAACAUGAAAUCAGACAGAUCGAGACAGCAUCAAAACAUCCAGCCACAUGGGAUGAACCUAUCAAGGCUAAUAAUAUCUUUAAAACUUCUUCAGGAUCUACUAAACAAAUCCAAACUGUGCUAACCAAAGGAAUCGCUGGCAUUGGGAAAACAGUGUCUGUGCAAAAGUUCACACUGGACUGGGUUGAGGACAGAGCCAACCAGGACGUCCACAUGAUAUUUCCACUACCUUUUCGAGAAAUGAAUGUAAUUAAAGAAAAGAAAGUUAGUCUGAUAAACAUUCUCGAGUGCUUCUUCAAUCUCAAGAUAGAUCCAGAAGUGUUACACUCAGACAAAUACAAGAUAGUCUUUAUCUUUGAUGGACUUGAUGAAUGUCGGUUUCCCCUGGAUUUCCAAAACAACAGGAGUUGCUCUAGUGUGACUGAAUCAGUCUCAGUCGGUGUCCUACUGACAAACCUCAUCUGCAAGAACUUACUUCCUUCUGCUUUUGUCUGGAUAACCUCACGACCAGCUGCAGCAGGUCAAAUACCACCUGACUUCUUGGACCGUGUGACAGAAGUGCGAGGUUUCAAUGACUCCUACAAGGAAGAAUACUUCAAGAAAAAAAUAAGUGAUCCAGACUUGUCCUCCAGGAUAAUCUCCCACUUGAAGUCCUCAAAGGUCCUUCACAUCAUGUGCCACAUCCCAGUGUUCUGUUGGAUAUCAGCUACAGUUCUCGAAAGAAUGUUUCUUGAUUCUGAGGGGGGUGAGAUUCCCAAGACCCUCACGCAAAUGUAUUCACAUUUCUUGAUGUUCCAGAUCAAGCAAGGGAGUCACAAAUACAAUGAGAAUUCCGAAGCCGGUUUGAAGUGGGAUAACCAGACCACAUUGUUGCUUGGAAAGCUUGCAUUUCAGCAGCUUGAAAAGGGUAAUUUGUUGUUCUAUGAAGAAGAUUUGAGGGAAUGUGGCAUUGACCUUCACAUUGCAUCAGUGUAUUCAGGAGUUUGUACCCAAAUCUUCAGAGAAGUAGCAGGGCUACUUCAGGAGAGGGUCUUCAGCUUCAUACACUCAAGUAUACAGGAGUUUCUGGCUGCAUUGUAUGCAUUUCUUGUGUUUGUCAACCAUAAACGGAAUGUCCUCAGUCAGACGACAAAUGCUAAAAUCAUUAAUACUUUCAAAAAAAUGUCAGUGCAGGAAUUUUUAAAGUGUGCUGUAGAUAAUGCUUUAGCAAGUGAAAACGGACAUUUGGACCUUUUCCUUCGCUUCUUGUUGGGACUGUCCCUUGAGUCCAACCAGACUCUUCUUAAGGGACUCCUGAAUGAGGUGAGUGAUACUGAUAGCAGCAUAAAAAUGAUUCAAUACGUCAAGGAAAAAAUAAGGGACCACCCUUCAGCAGAGCAGGCAAUAAGUCUUUUCCAUUGCCUAAGUGAAAUGAAAGAUGAUUCAUUGGUUGAGGAAAUGCAGGACUUCAUUAAUUCACAUGGUUUUAUUGGUGGAAAGCUAUCUCCUUCAAGCUUUUCUGCUUUGGCCUACAUAUUGCUUACAUCUGCAGAAGAACUGGAUGUGUUUGACUUGUCAAAGUUUGUUCAUCCGAGCAUGUCUUCAAAUGAGGGACUGUUAAGAUUGCUGCCAGUUAUCAAAGCAUCCCGAUCAGUUAUAUUGAUGUCCUGUAAUGUGACAGAUAAAGGCUGUUCAGGCCUGUCCUCUGUACUUAGUUCAAGUCUCUCAUGUCUGAGAGAACUGGAUUUGACUUCCAACAAUCUUCAAGAUUCAGGAAUAAAACAACUUGCUGCCGGACUGGGGAAUCCUCAGUGUAAACUAGAAAUUUUGAGAUAG
Carassius gibelio (silver crucian carp) is the source of this 1998-nucleotide messenger RNA. RefSeq names its product protein NLRC3-like. Lineage: Eukaryota; Metazoa; Chordata; Actinopteri; Cypriniformes; Cyprinidae. The record is from RefSeq and is a predicted model, not a curated record. Gene Ontology annotation, molecular function: protein binding. Bases 1 to 1998 code for a protein of 665 amino acids. The transcript has 4 exons.